This is a messenger RNA of Cylindrotheca closterium, 1383 nucleotides long. The record is from the annotation of a GenBank genome assembly. NCBI's taxonomy places the organism in Eukaryota, Bacillariophyta, Bacillariophyceae, Bacillariales, Bacillariaceae.
AUGUCAGCCUCAAGCGCUUACUACAGCAAAGAAAUGAAACCAAGACGGAACACGAUGUUGUACAAUGCUAAGAAUGCUACCAUUGUCAUUACUCUCGUUGUAAUUACGUUCCUAAUCUUCUUCCCACCCGAUAAUUCCGAUGCUUCUUCGAGCAAGACAAAGUACAUGGCUGUCAUUGAUGCUGGAUCUUCUGGGUGCAGAAUUCACGUUUAUAAGUAUUCAGGCAGCAUCAAAUCCAAAAAGGUCGAACCAGAUCACGCCACCAUGAAGGCAAAACCAGGACUUUCAUCCUUUGCUUCCAAUCCAACCGAAGCUGGAGCUGCCUUGGAGCCACUCAUCAAAUUUGCCAAGGAACAUAUCCCUGCCGACAUGGUCAAGUCGACUCCCAUUGUUCUAAAGGCUACUGCUGGACUUCGUUUGGUGCAACAAGAUCAACCAGCGGCGGUCGAUGGGAUUCUAAAAAGUGUCCAGACUACUCUAGGCAAUUCGGGUCUUCAAUUCGAGCCAUCUAAUGCACAAAUCAUAUCUGGUCAAGAAGAAGGAAUGCUAGGUUGGAUUGCUUUGAAUUAUCUAUACGAAACUACCAGCAAAUCGUCCAAUCUCCGCAAGUCGACACCCGUUUGGAGUGUCUUGGAAAUGGGAGGAGCUUCGGUCCAAGUCAGUGUGCCACUCACCUCUUCCAAGGGAGUUCCUUCGGAGUAUGUGCUGCCCUAUGUCUCUCCUACCAAUGGAAGAAAGGGAAGUAUGUACACCCAUUCCUUCUUGGGCGCCGGAGUCCAAUCGGCAAAGGGGGCUGUGGAACAGGCUCUAUUGGCGAAACAAGGUUCGACCGAUAGCUUGAAUCAUCCAUGUCUGCCCAACGGAUUUACCGAAACGGAAAAUUCCAUUGCUUAUAAAGGUACUGGAAACUUUGACGAAUGCCAGGCCAUUAUCAAAUCUGCCGUCUUUGCCAAGCAACAAGACAAGGUGGCCACAUGCGAAAAGACCUCCUCCCAAUGCUUCUGGAAUGGUGUCGCUGGACCUGGUCUCAAGCCAUCCGAACAAAAGGUAUGGGCCUUUGAAAACUUUUUCUAUACCAUGAGUGGAGUCGGCGAAAUGAAAGCGGACGAAUCCGCCAAAGAAUUUACCAUUCAACAUUACGAAAAGGUGGCCAAGGAAAUGUGCAACAAACCAUGGGAUGCGAUUGAAUCGGCAUACCCGAAGGAUAGUCAACCCAAAGAAUACAACAAGGAUUGGUGCUUUUCAGCCUUGUAUGCCUUUUCCUUUUUGACGAGUGGACUGGGAUUGGAUGCCCAACAAUCUAUCAUGAUUGGAAAUGAAGUAGAAGGUGUUGGGAUCGAUUGGGCAUUGGGAGCUGUUUUGCAACAUCAAGGUAGACGAUAG